AUGUCACAUAAACAAGGUGAAAUCUACACAUACGACUUCUGUGAUGGUGACCACCCAGCUGAGCUUCUGGAUGCUCUCCGGCAUUUCUACAUCAGUGGCCUGUUCACCGAUGUUGCUCUACAAUGUGGAGACUCUGGACAGGUGUUUCACUGCCACAAGGCCCUGCUGUCAGCCCGCAGCUCCUAUUUCAAAAUCAUGUUCACAGCUGACAUGAGGGAGAGGUCAAACAGUGUCAUCAAACUCACUGGGGUCGAUUGCGGGGUCCUGGGUGCUCUGGUGAACUACGUGUACACAGCUCAGGUGUGCAUCACUGAGAGCAAUGUGCAGAGCCUGCUGGAGGCUGCGGAUCUACUGCAGUUCAUAUCUGUGAAACAAGCAUGUGAGGAGUUUCUCAUUCGCCUCCUGGAUGUGGACAACUGCCUCGGGAUGCAUGCUUUUGCCGAGCUGCACCUGUGUGCCGGUCUGGAGAGGGCGGCCCGCAGAUUGAUGCUGAGCAAGUUCACAGAGAUCAUUCAGCAGGACGAGUUCUUGGAGCUGGAUCAUGAGAGAACGAGAGCCGUUUUGGCUGCUCAGAGCCUCACCGUGCAGAGGGAUGAAGUGUUAAUAGAUGCUGUAGCCAAAUGGGUGACCCAUGACUUGGAUAAUCGUGUUCACUGUGCUGAGGAGUUGCUGCGCUCCAUCCAUCUGGAACUGGAUGAGAUUUACUUCAAGACUACUUUAGAGGUACACAGACGAUGUUUGCUGAACAGUGAAGGCAAAUUUAAAUCUAUGAUCGUUCAGGCUUUACAAUCUAAUAACAAGGAGAUGUGUGCAAGCAGAAAAAUGUCUUCUAGUAUGUACAUCAUCGGUGGAUACUACUGGCACCCUCUUUGUGAGGUGCACAUAUGGGAUCCUAUCAGCAACACUUGGGUGCAAGGAAAAGACAUGCCUGACCACACAAGAGAGAGCUACAGCGUCAGUUUACUUGGAGCAAAUAUAUAUGUGACAGGUGGCUACAGGACAAACACCGUUGAGGCUCUGGACACAGUUUCUGUUUAUAACUGUGACUACGAUGAAUGGACCGAGGGUUGCCCCAUGAUCACACCUAGAUACUACCACUGUUCUGUGGCCCUGCAUGGCUGUAUUUAUGCCAUCGGUGGAUACAGGGGAGGAGCUCCAGAGCAGGAGACAGAAUAUUAUGAUCCUCUGAAAAAGAAAUGGUUCCCUUUGGCUAAAAUGAUCCAAGGUGUAGGAAAUGCCACUGCCUGUGUAAUGGGAGACAAAAUCUAUGUCACUGGAGGUCACUAUGGGUACAGAGGGAACUGCACAUAUGAAAAAAUCCAAGUCUACAGGCCCGAUGUCGAUCAGUGGAGUAUCAGCACAAUAAGUCCACAUCCAGAGUACGGGCUGUGUUCAGUGUCUCUCGACAACAAGCUUUAUUUGGUGGGUGGACAGACGACUAUCGCAGACUGCUAUGACACAGAGAGAGACGAAUGGAGACCAAUAUCAGUGAUGAAGGAGAGGAGGAUGGAGUGUGGGGCUGUGGUAAUAAAUGGUUGUAUUUAUGUAACAGGGGGAUACUCGUAUUCAAAAGGGACUUAUCUGCAAAGCAUUGAGAAAUAUGACCCUGAGCUGGACUCCUGGGAGAUUGUGGGGACUCUUCCGAGUCCGACCAGAUCACAUGGGAGUGUUUGUGUUUACAGUGUUUAGUGUCAAACCCUCAUCGCAUCUUUUUGUGCCAAAUGAAUCAGGUGUUGAAGUGUAUAAUGACCAAUAGACUGUCACACAAGUUGCUGAGUUAGCUCUAUAUAACUGCCUUCAGUGAGGUUCACAUUUGCCAAACUGUGAAUUUAAUAACGCGCAUUUCAUUUAAAACUCAGGGGAUUCACAAAUAGCACUUUAGUUACUUUUGAGUAUUUCUGUAUCAAUAGAUUGUAAGGAGAAAGCUGAUGACUGUACUGAAGUGUGAUUUUAUUCCUCUUCAUAUAUGAAUCCACCUCAGACAACUGAUGCACUAGAGCACACCAAAUAAUCCUUUCCUUUUUUUUUUAAAAGUACUGUCAGCUGAUUAAAUAAAUAACUACUUGUG
Molecule: messenger RNA, 2068 nt
Organism: Plectropomus leopardus (leopard coralgrouper)
Lineage: Eukaryota; Metazoa; Chordata; Actinopteri; Perciformes; Serranidae
Source: RefSeq, a predicted model, not a curated record